Momordica charantia (bitter melon) is the source of this 2483-nucleotide messenger RNA. The record is from RefSeq and is a predicted model, not a curated record. NCBI's taxonomy places the organism in Eukaryota, Viridiplantae, Streptophyta, Magnoliopsida, Cucurbitales, Cucurbitaceae.
GAGGGACCACGAACCAAUCAAAAAGACUUUGGGCACAUGAAAAUCACUCCUUUACCUCGUGGUUUAAUCUUGUAUACCCACACCACAUUUCGCCCACACAUCUCACAUCUUGAUUCUCCCAUGGCCAACGCCAACGCCAACGCCGCGCCUCUGCUUGAAAGAGUUGCAAUUACAAGACCCAUCGAUGCAGUGUUGGACGCUGCAAUUUGCUUCCUCCUGAUUUCCUUGCUCGCCUAUCGUCUCCUAUUCUUCUAUAACCAUGGCUUCUCUUUCCUUCACGCCGCCGCCUUCCUCUGCGAAGCCUGGUUCACCCUCACCUCCCUCCUCCACGUCUCCAUCAAAUUCAACCCCGUCCGUUUCACAACUUAUCCCCACCGCCUACGUCUCCUCAAACGGGUAGAGGAGCUUCCUCGGGUGGACGUAUUUGUUACGACCGCAGAUCCGACGUUGGAACCGCCGAUAAUCACCGUCAACACGGUGCUGUCUGUGUUGGCGUUGGAUUAUCCGGCCAACAAAUUGGCUUGCUAUGUCUCCGACGAUGCCUGUUCUCCCCUGACCUUCUAUUCCCUCACGCAAGCUCUCAAAUUCGCUCAAAUUUGGGUUCCCUUUUGCCGCAAGUAUGGGGUUCAGGUCCGAGCGCCGUUCCGGUACUUCUCCGGUAGUUGUUCAACCGACGACGGUGAGUCGGCAGAGUUCCGGCGAGAGUGGAAGGAGAUGAAGGUGGAGUACGAGAAGCUACGUAGCAUGAUUGAGGAGACAGGUCAAUUUCAAACAUUUGACCCACGUGACCUUGUCAGGGGUGGGGACUAUGCAAAUUUCUCCGCUACGGACUCCAAGAACCAUGCUCCAAUUGUCAAGAUACUAUGGGAGAACAAAGAAGGCCACGAGGAUGGAGUUCCACACUUAGUUUACGUAUCAAGAGAGAAGAGACCUAAAUAUUCACACCAUUUCAAGGCUGGUGCCAUGAACGUUUUGACUAGAGUCUCUGGAUUAAUGACAAAUGCUCCAUACAUAUUGAACCUAGAUUGUGAUGUGUUUGUGAACGACUCCAAUGCAAUUCUUCAGGCAAUUUGUACACUCAUUGACCCGAAAAGUGAUCAAGAAGUUGCAUUCGUUCAAUUUCCCCAACAUUUCUAUGGUGGAUCAAAACAUGACUUAUAUGGAAAUCAUUUCAUCGUCUUCAGGGAGAACAGGGUGUAUUCAUAGACGAAAAGUCUUAUAUGGUCAAUUACCAAAUCAACCUAAUAUUAAUGGAAAACUUUCAGAAACCAAAUUAUUUAAAAAAUUUGGAAACUCCGAACACUUCAUCAAAUCAGCUACUUCUGCUUUGAUGGGCGCCGCAGACGGCUAUCCAAACUCUCUCCAAUACCCAGUUGAAGCCUUAAACAAAGUCGCGGGGUGUGGUUACGAGUAUGAUUCUUGUUGGGGUGUUGAGGUGGGGUUGUACUACGGUUCCGCGACCGAGGACAUUUUUACAGGGAUGAUGAUCCAGAGCAGGGGUUGGAAAUCCAUUUACCUCAACCCAAACCCACCCGCCUUCCUCGGGUGUGCGCCCACGAACGGCCCGGCCACGUUCACCCAACAAAAGAGAUGGAUGACAGGCUUUCUUGAAAUCUUCUUCAGCAAAAAUUGUCCCAUUUUUGCUACUCUCUUUGGCAAACUUCACCCCAGGCUAUGUAUGUUCUACGUUUGGAUCUACCUCUGGGGAAUCAGUUCUAUUCCAGAGCUUUGCUAUGCCGCUUUGCCCGCUUAUUGUCUCAUCACCAACUCUCACUUCUUACCCAAGCUACAAGAGCGUGAAAUAUUCAUACCCUUUUUGCUCUUCGUCCUCUACAACUUCCAACAAGUGUUGCUAUACUUGAAAAGUGGAAAAUCGAUUAGAGCUUAUUGGAACAACCAGAGAAUGGCGAGAAUAAACACAAUGUGCGCGUAUUUAUUUAGUGUUGUGGGUAUUGUGCUUAAGUUUUUAGGAUUAUCAGAAACGAUGUUUGAAGUAACAAAAAAGGAGUCGUCUUCUUCUAGUGAUGAUGGUGGUGAGAUUGAUGAGGAUUCAGGUCCGUUCACAUUCGACGAGUCGUCCUUGUUUGUGCCGGGCACGACAGUUUUGAUGAUGCAAUUGACGGCAUUGUUUAUGAGUAUUUGGAGACGGCCGGCCAAGCCCGACGGAGUGGGGGAAGUGAUGUGUAGUGUGUGGUUGAUUUUUUGCUUCUGGCCAUUCUUGAAGGGGAUGUUUGGGAAGGGAAGAUUUGGGAUACCGUUUUCCACCAUGUGCAAGUCUAGUGCUUUAACAAUGUUGUUUGUAUACUUGUCUGAAAAGACAAUUAUGUAGGACAAACACAACUUGUGUCUGUAUUUGUUGUCCAAUUUGUCUUUCUGCUUUAAUUAAAAUGUUUGAACUAGCAGCUCCGCUUUCUAGUUAUUGUAAUGUGAUUUUUGAUUAAUUAGUAUCAUUGAGAGAUAUUGAUGUUUUUAUUAGUUCAUCA